AUGGAAGAAGGUAAUAUUGGUCGAGAUCGUAUUGUUAAUGAACAUCUUGUCGAUGAAGAUUAUUUUUGUACAAUAUGUUGUUGCCUUUUAUGGAAACCAUGUGCAUGUAGUAAAUGUCAUCAUCAUUUUUGUCAAAACUGUAUUCAUACAUGGCUUGAAAAUCCCAACAAUAGUGGUGAACGAUGUCCAUUGUGUCGUCAACCAUUUGAAGAAGAACCUUGUUCAUCACAAAUUUAUUCAACAUUAGAUCGUUUAAAAAUUUAUUGUCGAAAUUCAAAAUUUGGUUGUAAACACGUGCGAUCUUAUAAUUCAUUAGAAUCACACGAAACUAUCAGCUGUAAAUAUCUUAGUGAGCAAUGUUCAGAGUGUGAUCAAUUAAUACUUAUAUCGAAACGAGAUGAACACUAUGAAACACCGGGAUUAUGCACUCCACAUCCAGUUAAAUGUACUUCUUGUCAAACUUAUAUUGAAAAACCAUUAUUCAAAGAUCAUUUUUGGGAAUGCUUUGAGAAUAGAAUAGGUGAAAUUUUUGGAGAAACUCUUGAAACUAACAAUAUACAAACAAUAACAAAUGAUGAACAAGUAGCACGUCCUAUAUGGCUGCAAGCAUUUCAUAAUGGAUUGAAUAUACUAAACUUUUUGGAAGAACAACGACAAUAUUCGCCAAUACCAACAAAUUUGAUUGGAGUUGACGUAGUUAGACAAGCACGAGAACAACAAUGUGGAUUUUUUUAUCAUAUUUUUAUGGUGUUAAGGUUUCUUUUAGCCAAUAUUUCCAAAGCUCCGGCUUUUAUUUUAAUAUUAUCAGGUGUUGGACUUGUUCAAUUAACAACUGGAAUUUUCUUUAUUUAUUGGAAGUUGGUUGUACGAGCAGGUGUUCAUAUUAAUCGAGGUUGUUGUUUUAUUAUGUUGUUUAGCUAUGUUUUAAUCUAUGGAAUUUUGUUAUUAUUUCGAUUUGUAUCUGAUUCAUUGAUUAUUUCCUUAUUUGUACUCAUUACAUUUUUCUUGGGCUGUAGUAAUCGUCAUUUACCAUUGGAAUUAUAUGAAUUUUCCCCUGAAAUCUAUUCGACAAAACUGAAAAUUGCUUUUUAUUGUGGUGUGCUAUUAAUCAUGAAAAUAUUAUUGUUAUUCUGUCGAUUUUAUUGUUGGUGUAUACCGACAUAUGUAACAGCUGGUUGUGUUGCUUGGAUCAAUUUCUUUCUUGCUUAUCAUACAAAACGUCCCCAUCAAAAUAAUACUCCGUCGCCAAUAGUUCAAACAAUAACGACUACAUAG
Messenger RNA from Adineta steineri, 1275 nucleotides. The record is from the annotation of a GenBank genome assembly. Lineage: Eukaryota; Metazoa; Rotifera; Eurotatoria; Adinetida; Adinetidae.